Messenger RNA from Limulus polyphemus (Atlantic horseshoe crab), 566 nucleotides. Its product is annotated as 60S ribosomal protein L32-like. Bases 101 to 505 code for a protein of 134 amino acids. NCBI's taxonomy places the organism in Eukaryota, Metazoa, Arthropoda, Merostomata, Xiphosura, Limulidae. The transcript has 4 exons. Gene Ontology annotation, cellular component: cytosolic large ribosomal subunit; ribosome. Gene Ontology annotation, biological process: translation. Gene Ontology annotation, molecular function: structural constituent of ribosome. The record is from RefSeq and is a predicted model, not a curated record.
UUAUAUUUUUAAUUGUAAUUGUUACCGCGUUAGUGUUUUCGCAAGCACGCGUUCUUUUUCUCCAAGCAAGUUCGUAGGUGGUUGAGAACAUUGCUUCAGGAUGGCCAUUAGACCUUUAGUGAAACAUAGGAUUGUGAAAAAAAGAUUGAAAAAAUUCAUUCGUCAUCAAUCAGACAGAUAUGCAAAGAUAAAGCCUAAUUGGAGGAAACCUAAAGGUAUCGAUAACAGAGUCAGAAGACGAUUCAAGGGUCAAUAUCUGAUGCCAAAUAUUGGUUAUGGAAGUGCAAAAAAAACUAAACACGUUCUUCCUAAUGGAUUUAAGAAAGUACUUGUGCACAAUUCUCGGGACCUUGAGAUGCUGCUGAUGCAGAACAGGCGCUACUGUGCAGAGAUUGCGCACGGAAUUUCCUCUAGGAAAAGGAAAGAGAUCGUAGAAAGAGCUCAGCAGUUAGCCAUCAGAGUAACCAACCCUAAUGCCCGUCUUCGCUCAGAGGAAAACGAAUAAGAGGGGGACUUUGUACAUUGUUUACUUGCUGCUAGUAAAUAAAAUACUUUUAAGAGAUGGA